ACGUGAUAACAAAAUGGCUGCCUCCACGACUAGGCGACAGGCAGUACAUGUGUGCGGUCGAUUAUUUCUUAAAAAUUCCGCCUUCGCGGCACAUAUAAGUAACAGCACGCUAAGUGCAUCGGUGUAUAGAUUAUUAUCGACUAGAACCCUAAAAAUAGUUUCACCAUGCAACUUGCCAAAACAUUCCACGGAGCGUGUGUGCGGCGUUCUAUUCCGGACAGACAUUGGCCGGCAUCACUCCACCGUCCCAGAAAAGGAUUCCCCCCUCGUCGAACAGAAGUUGUUACUGAAAUAUUUCCAAAUGGUAGCGAGGGACCUGAAGCAGGUCGAGGAAGAGCUGGAGAAGUGCUCCCACGACUCGCAGCGCACGAGAGAGCUCACCGCGAAGAUGAGCCGGCUGUCCAGCAUCGUCGCGCUGGUCAAGAAAAUCAAUGAACUGAACCGGGAGAUGGAAGGCCUCAAGGACCUCGAGCGAGAUUUCACUCGAACCGGGGACAAAGAUAUGGUUUCCAUGGCAGUGGAUGACCAGAAAAACUGCCAGGCGGAACUCAAGCAGCUCAAUGAUCAGAUCCUGGACCAGAUCGUCCCGCCCGAUCCAAUCGACACGACGGAAGUCCUCUUAGAGGUGACGGCUGGCGUCGGAGGCCAGGAGGCGAUGCUCUUCACCAAGGACGUGCUCGACAUGUACGUCCGAUACGCCAGCUGGAAAGGCUGGAGCUGCCGCAUCGUCGACUACGAGACCUCCGACAUGGGCGGAGUGAGGCACGCGUCACUCAACGUCGGCGGCCGGGACGCCGGGAAGUGCCUGAAGUUCGAGAGCGGCGUUCACCGAGUGCAGAGGGUGCCACAGACCGAGAGGGCAGGAAGGAUCCACACUAGUACCAUGGCCGUGGCGGUGCUUCCACUGCCAGCUGAGGUCGACGUCGUCCUGAACAGCAAAGACCUGGUCAUGAAGACCAAGAGGGCCAGUGGGCCCGGUGGUCAGCACGUCAACACAACAGAGUCGGCCGUUCAGAUUCAGCACAUUCCAUCUGGGAUAAUGGUGGAGUCUAGUCAGGAGCGGUCGCAGCUCCAGAACAAAGAACUAGCGCUCAAGAAGCUUCGCGCCAAGCUGUACGAGAUUGAGCUCAACAAGAAGACCAGCUCGCAUGUGACACAACGAAAGCUUCAGGUGGGCACAAGGGGACGGUCCGAAAAGAUUCGCACCUACAACUUCGCCCAGGAUCGCGUGACAGACCACAGGAUUCCCGUGACCGUACACAACGUGGAAGACUUCCUGCACGGCCAGGACAACCUAGACAGUGUGAUACGACGGUUACUGGACGAGUCUCGCAAGGAGAUACUCCUUGAAGUGCUGCAGGGUGUGAAGUGAAAAUGAGCCGCCAGUAGACAACACACACCUGCAAGGGCUUCUUUUUUUUUUUCUAUUUAUUUUCUCGUAGACAGCCGCCACUGUACAAACUUCCAUGUUUAUUCCUGAAAUAUAAAAACAUAGGUCAAUGAAAGCAGCUCUAUCCCAGUCAUUAGCACAAAUUACCAUGCCAGCUUGCUGCCUGCUUCUUUGAGCAAGGCGCAAGUUUCAGCCUAAACGCGAUCAGUCUCGAAUAACGUUCCAACUUUUCUUGGCCCUGUACCGUAAAUCUUUUGGAGCUAGGAGAAACUAGAAUACUAACUACAGUGUGCUUACCAGCUAAUAAACCAAACGUUGAAUUCU
Ixodes scapularis (black-legged tick) is the source of this 1714-nucleotide messenger RNA. It is a transcript of the gene mRF1, whose product is annotated as peptide chain release factor 1-like, mitochondrial. The transcript is spliced from 7 exons. The record is from RefSeq and is a predicted model, not a curated record. NCBI's taxonomy places the organism in Eukaryota, Metazoa, Arthropoda, Arachnida, Ixodida, Ixodidae. Gene Ontology annotation, molecular function: translation release factor activity. Gene Ontology annotation, biological process: translational termination. Bases 14 to 1372 code for a protein of 452 amino acids.